AUGCUAUCCGGGUUCCGGUCUCUACACUCUUCACGCUGGCCCGCGUGCACGGCAGCAGCCGGAGCAGCAGCAGCAGCAGCAGCAGCAGCAGCAGCAGCAGCAGCAGCAGCAGCAGCAGCAGCAGCAGCAGCAGCAGCAGCAGCAGCAGCAGCAGCAGUCGCCGCCGCCGCAGCAGCAGCAGCAGCCGCAGCGGCCGCCGUCGCAGCAGCCCCUACUCCCAGUUCCUGUCCCUCCCCCUAG
Molecule: messenger RNA, 240 nt
Organism: Closterium sp. Yama58-4
Lineage: Eukaryota; Viridiplantae; Streptophyta; Zygnematophyceae; Desmidiales; Closteriaceae
Source: the annotation of a GenBank genome assembly